AUGGGCCAGACGUUCGAGUUCUUCUUCGGGGUCGUGAUCGGCACCAACGCUCUCGUGAGCGGCGUGGAAGUCCAGUAUCGGAGCAGCCACCUCGGCGAGGAACUCCCGGCCGUCUUCAUGAUUGUGCGCCACGCAUACACCUUUCUCUUCCUGGUGGAGCUGAUGGCGCGCGUAUGCAAGCUCGGCCUCGCGAACUUCUACCUUCGGGGAGAGGUAUUCUGGGCGUGGACGGACACGCUGGUGGUGCUCAUGGGACUGCUCGAGAUGGCAAUGGACCUGGUUUCUAUUGCUGCUGACCGGGAUGAGGAGCUGCCGGGGGCCGCGGUGUUCCGGAACGUGCGGCUCGCCCGGUUGGUCCGGCUCACGCGCGCCUUCCGCCUGCACCGUCUCAUCCGCUUCAUCGCGGCGCUCCGCACGCUGGUGUAUUCGAUCUUGGCGACAAUGAAGUCGUUGUUGUGGGCCAUGGUGCUAAUUCUGAUGAUCAUCUACGUGUUCGGCCUCGCGUUCACAGGAGAGGCGUUGUACUUCGUCGAGAUGUCGGAUGGCCUCGGCCAGGUCGAAGAGGAUAAGCUGCUAGGAGAAUGGGGGUCUUUGGACGUGAGCAUGUACACGCUCUUCCAGGCGAUCUCUGGCGGCGUUAGCUGGAGGGAACCGGCAACCCCAUUGGAGGGCAUCUCGAUUCUCCCGGUUUCCCUCUUCACAACGUACAUCGCGUUCGUGUACUUCGCCGUUUUGAACGUUGUCACUGGUGUGUUCUGCAGUUCGGCCGUAGAGACAACCCAGCGAAAUCCAGACCUGGUCGCCAAGUCUAUCAUCGACAACAGGCGAGCUUGCGCGGAAAAGCUGCAGCAGCUCUUCGGGGCCAUCGACGACGACGACUCGGGUCUGAUAACCAUGGACGAGCUCGAACUGAUCGCCGAUGACGACCUGAUGAAGGCCUACUUCCAGGCCCUCCAGAUCGACUUCCGCGACGCGGCCACGCUGUUCAAGCUUAUAGAUGCCACGAACGACGGGGCCAUCAAACUGGACGACUUCCUGAGGGGAUGCGAGAAACUGAAGGGCCAGGCUACCAGCAUGGAGAUGGCCGAGAUCAGCUACGACCUCAGGCGGCUGGACAAUCAGGUGGCCACUUUGGUGUUAGCGCUGGAGAAGGAGGGGCGCCGCAAGGGCGAGCUGGACGACCUGGUCAGGCCGACCUUCGAGAAGCUGUGCCGUGCCAGAAGCGGCGCGCUGCCUGCUUGA
This is a messenger RNA of Prorocentrum cordatum, 1242 nucleotides long. The record is from the annotation of a GenBank genome assembly. NCBI's taxonomy places the organism in Eukaryota, Dinophyceae, Prorocentrales, Prorocentraceae.